GCUUCUCUCCUGCCGUUGGCUGAAAGUGCCUUCGCCCCCUUCACGUGACGGGGGGGGCGUGUUCUGGGAGGGAGGUGGUGUGUUGGUUAUGUCCCGCUAGGGCCACCGUCCUCUGGCGUCCGCUCGGCCCGGAAGUGCGCGGGGGCAGGCGGCGGGGCGGCUUGGGCGGCGAGCAGCGGCCAUGAGCAAAAGGAACCAGGUCUCCUACGUGCGGCCGGCCGAGCCCGCCUUUCUCAGCCGCUUCAAGCGGCAGGUCGGGUAUCGGGAGGGGCCCACGGUGGAAACCAAGAGAGAGCAGCUUCCACUUGCGGAUGGUGAUAGUGACAACGGCAGUGACAAUGAAGAUGAGCAGCCUCAAGUGGUAACGCUGAAAAAAGGGGACUUGACAGCAGAAGAAGCAAUGAAAAUUAAACAGCAAAUCAAAGAGGCCUUAAAGUCAAAUGAAUCAGAUGGUGAACCAGAACCUGCUGAUGGAAAAAUUAUGUUCAGGAAACCAGCCAAGCGUUCAUCAGAGAACUUUUUGGACUUCAAUGUAAGUUCAAGUAAGAAGAUGAAAGAGGCAAAGAAAACUAAGAGAGAAGCAACUACUCCUCAAAGUACAGCUAAACAAAUAAAAAACAGCAGUCUUCUCUCAUUUGAUGAUGAGGAAAAUGAUGAUUAGGAGUUGUACUUUUUUAUAUUUUACUUACUUUACUUCUAGGGAUUUGAGUACUAUUGAGUGUUUUUGUAGAAACUGAAGCAUGGUAUCUGAGUCUUCUUUUAUUUUGUUACAGUCCAGCUAGAGAGACAUAACAUAAAACUAGCCAGAGCUGAGUCUUGGCUGUUCAGAUGGAACUGUAUGAACAGUAUGUCAUGUCUUUAUUUUAAAAGAGAAUUUAACCCUGUAUGUAAAAGCUAUUUGAGGUCACAAAUGAGCAGCAAAAUAUACCUGUACAUAUCCAGCUGAUAUAAAUUUCCAGUCAAUAAAUUUUAAAAUGUCCUCCAUUACUAAAAAUGUAUUUCCUCUCUAUUUAAUGGCCUUAGUUGACAGUUGUGUCGUUUUUAUCUGUUAUUGUUGACUUGAGAUUCAAAAGAGAGAGACUUCAUUGCUGUGGAACAGAGACUGAAGUUUUCUCUCUCAUAGCUUAACAAAAGUUUGCACUAACUUUUGCAUGUGUGGUUUGGCAGAUUAGCUCUUUGCAGAGUCCUUGCAGUAAGUGAGCCUGCAGUUGCUAAAAUCAUGUAGUCUUAGUCCUGUCUUUGGUGAAUGCAGUCUAAGAAGCAUCAAAUUCAUUUGAAUUGAUGGUGCUAGCAAGGUAUGAAAAAAGUGACUGUAGUUGAUGGUAUCAACUAAUGCAAAAGAAAGAUGCUGAAACCCUUGGAGGUUGUGCACUUUGGUUUUCACACUGAUGGACUCAGUGGUUUAGUGGUGGGUGUUUUUUGAAGUAUAUUUGUUUCAGUUGGCUACAUAUGUGUUCAUAACUAUUUGGGAUCUCAAACAGCUUAUUUAAAAAAUUCGUUUAAUCUUUAAGCCGUGGAAAAGCAUAUUUUGGUUUUCUUCAAGUAGGAAAUGGUAAACAGGAAAUUUAAGUCAAGAAAUGUUAUAGCCGUGAUACGAAGUUUUAAAAUUUUUCAGCUGUCCAUGUACAGUACACUGAAAGUGACCAUUUCUGUACCAUUUAUGUAACAGGAUGUGCUGAAAUUCAAAAUAACAAUGUGAGAGCUGAUGGAAUUGGGGAGAACAAGGUGGUGGAAAUGGGACUAAUGACUGAAAUUAUUUGGAAGUAUGGUGUGUUCUGUAACCAUAUUUAAGUAAGACCUGAGACUGCUGCAGAAUUAGAGGGUGUAAGGCAAUGCAACCAGUUCUGCUGCUGCAUGACAGGACAUUCAAAAUUAUUUGGGCUGUAAAGCUUCAUUGAGGAGCAAAUUUGAAGUUGCUGUGUGAAACAGCUGGUUUAAUUUGUUAAUCUGGUAUUAAACAAUAAAUUAUGUUUUCUGUAAGUGGUCUAAAGAUAUUUUAAUGAAUAUUUCAGUGCAUAAAAGGGGGGGGGGGGGGGUGUCACUUGAUAAUGAAGCCUCUUAUGACUGCUACCUGUCUCUGUACAUACCAGCUUCCUGCAGCAUGAGAUCAGAUGCAAGUUUGCAUACUACUUCACACUAAUUGUGUGAGUGCAUGUUACCCUGAUUUUGAAAACAAAUAGAUCUGUUGCCCUCUCAGAAAAUUAAAACCAGACCUAUAAAUGGAUAUUGAAGUCAUGUUCUAGCACUGGUCUGAUGUUAGAGGUGCAGUGUGACAACCUGAUUAUUCCCAUGAGGACAUGUUACAUUUGUAAAUACAUAAUUUGUCUGUAUUCUGCAUAUAUAAAAAAGAAAAUAAAAC
Molecule: messenger RNA, 2359 nt
Organism: Egretta garzetta (little egret)
Lineage: Eukaryota; Metazoa; Chordata; Aves; Pelecaniformes; Ardeidae
Product: KIAA1143 ortholog
Exons: 3
Coding region: 182-661 (159 amino acids)
Source: RefSeq, a predicted model, not a curated record